AGCAUCAAUGUGUUGUUGUCGUUCUUCCUACACGCACAACACAUGCGCAUUGAUGCAGCCUCGUAUGUGUAUUCUCGGGGAUUCGUGCUCUCUUUUUCUUAAAACUCCGUCAAGAUGUCAGCCAAAAGAGCUGGAGGUGGAGCAGGAAGCAAAUUCAAGAUUUCAACGGCCUGUCCUGUCGGAGCUGUCGUCAAUUGUGCUGACAACACUGGAGCCAAGAAUCUUUUUGUGAUUGCAGUCAAGGCAUGCAGAGGUCGUUUGAACAGACUGCCCGCUGCCGCGAGUGGAGAUAUGGUUAUCGCCAGCGUCAAAAAGGGAAAGCCUGAACUCAGGAAAAAAGUUAUGCCUGCAGUUAUAAUUCGCCAGAGAAAACCUUACAGGAGAAAGAAUGGUGUUUUCAUUUACUUUGAAGAUAAUGCUGGAGUUGUAGUCAAUGUGAAAGGGGAAAUGAAAGGGUCUGCAAUUACUGGGCCUGUAUCAAAAGAAUGUGCUGAACUGUGGCCAAGGAUUGCCUCUAAUGCUGGCAGUAUCCAGUAAAAUUAUUCAAUAGAUGUUGUAUAUUGAACAAAAA
Rhopilema esculentum is the source of this 571-nucleotide messenger RNA. RefSeq names its product large ribosomal subunit protein uL14. Gene Ontology annotation, biological process: translation. Gene Ontology annotation, cellular component: cytosolic large ribosomal subunit; ribosome. Gene Ontology annotation, molecular function: structural constituent of ribosome; large ribosomal subunit rRNA binding. Lineage: Eukaryota; Metazoa; Cnidaria; Scyphozoa; Rhizostomeae; Rhizostomatidae. The record is from RefSeq and is a predicted model, not a curated record.